AUGCCACCCCCAAUGCAACAGAAACGCAUGACCGCAAAUCCUACGCGACCAUCCCGCUAUCGCGCUGGUAAACCGACGGGCGCAUCAUCAUCCUCUGAAUCUGGUUCAGAAGCUAGUGAUGCCGAGGUUGACCAGCAGCAACAAAAGACCCAGCAGCAACAAAAGACCCAGCGUAAAAUCGCGCCACCACCCAAAGUCCCAAGUGCAGGCAAAAUCAUCAGUAAUCUCAGUAAGGUAGAUCUCAACGAGCGCCAAAAACAAGAGCAGGAGUCGAAUGCCAGACGCGUCGAGGCUGCGAAAGCAGCCCGCCUGGCUGCCGAGGAAGGUUUCGUCACAGAAGAAAGCGAAGAGGAUAGCGAAGAACGAAGUGACGAGGAUGACGAUGAAGAUGAGGAUGAAAGUAGUGAAGAAGAUGCCCCACGGCGGCUAAUGUUAAAACCCAAGUUUGUACCUAAAAGCCAGCGGAACGGUAAUGGCAGCAAAGAAUCCGUCCAGGAGCAAGACGAGGUGGCUAAGCUAGCCGAGGAGGAGGCAAAGAAAAAGAAAGCUAUGGACGAAAUGGUUGAGGAGCAAAUGCGCAAAGCUGCGGCGGCACGCGCGGCCAAGAAAAAGCACUGGGACGAUGCUGUAGACGAGGAAGAAGACGUCGAUACCGAAGAUGACGUAGACCCGGAAGCCGAGUAUGCCGCAUGGAAGCUACGCGAACUCAAACGUAUCAAACGAGAACGUGAGGCCAUCGAAGCUCGCGAGAAGGAAAGAGCCGAGGUCGAGCGCAGAAGAAACCUGACGGAAGAAGAACGGAAAGCGGAAGACGAAGCUUUCUUAAGCAAGCAGAAAGAAGAGAAAGACGCGAAGGGAAAGAUGACUUACAUGCAGAAGUACUUCCACAAGGGCGCAUUCUACCAAGAUGAGGCCGAAUCCGAAGGCCUGGCCAACCGAGACAUCAUGGGCUCACGAUUCGCAGACGACGUCAAGAACCGCGAGUUGCUUCCGAAGGCGCUGCAAAUGCGCGAUAUGACGAAAUUGGGAAAGAAAGGCGCUUCCAAGUACAGGGACCUUAAAUCCGAGGAUACAGGCCGAUGGGGUGAUAUUCGUGAUACGAGACCGGGGAAAGAAUUCGACCGAUACAAUGUCGACGACAGAUUUAAAUCCGAUCAUGCUAGAGAGUCAUCUGGUCCCGGCGGAGCUAACGCGGUGCCGAUUGGCGAGAGAAAAUCCGUUCGCGGCGCACCGGAAGGUCCUAAGAACUCGGACCGGGGACGGGAUAACGAUAGAUACCGCGAACAGGAACGAGACCGCGAUCGAGAUAGCUAUCGCCCGAGAGAAGAUGAUAGACACCACAGAAAUAGGUCCGGGCCUAGGUCCAGAUCCCCUAGGAGACAUGAUAGGGAUGAUUAUAGUAGUCGAAGAAAGAGAGAUUCAUCACGGGGCGCAGGUCGCUACGAAAAUGAUAAGAGGCGAAGAAUAGAGUCUAGGUAG
Molecule: messenger RNA, 1479 nt
Organism: Daldinia childiae
Lineage: Eukaryota; Fungi; Ascomycota; Sordariomycetes; Xylariales; Hypoxylaceae
Product: Microfibrillar-associated protein 1
Exons: 1
Coding region: 1-1479 (492 amino acids)
Biological process (GO): mRNA splicing, via spliceosome
Cellular component (GO): U2-type spliceosomal complex
Molecular function (GO): RNA binding
Source: RefSeq, a predicted model, not a curated record